Scomber scombrus (Atlantic mackerel) is the source of this 4516-nucleotide messenger RNA. RefSeq names its product ATP-binding cassette sub-family C member 4-like. The record is from RefSeq and is a predicted model, not a curated record. Gene Ontology annotation, molecular function: chloride channel activity; ATP binding; ABC-type transporter activity. The transcript has 31 exons. Bases 7 to 3963 code for a protein of 1318 amino acids. Lineage: Eukaryota; Metazoa; Chordata; Actinopteri; Scombriformes; Scombridae. Gene Ontology annotation, biological process: transmembrane transport; monoatomic ion transport. Gene Ontology annotation, cellular component: plasma membrane.
ACGACAAUGGAACAAGUCAGUAAAGAUGCCAAGACCAACCCGGCAGCGACGGCAGGUCUUUUGUCCAAGAUAUUUUUCUGGUGGCUCAAUCCUUUGUUCAAUAUCGGAUCCAAACGCAUGCUGGAGGAAGAUGACAUGUACGAAGUGCUGCCGGAGGACAGGUCAAAGAGCCUGGGGCAGGACCUGCACAGUUACUGGGACCACGAGAUCCAGGAGGCGACCAAAGAGCUACGCAAGCCCAGCCUCUCCAAAGUCAUCAUUAAGUGCUACGGGAAAUCAUACGCAGUGCUGGGAUUCUUUACACUAGUUGAGGAGGUCAUUAAAGUCAUCCAGCCGGUCCUCCUGGGGAAGAUGAUUCUCUACUUUGAGAAUUACGACCCGAACAACAUGAAGGCCCUGUACGAAACCCUGGGCUACGCGGCGGGGAUGUCCGCCUGCACCAUCGCCCUGGCGCUGCUGCACCACCUCUACUUCUACCACGUCCAGAGGGCAGGCAUGAAGAUCAGAGUGGCCAUGUGUCACAUGAUCUACAAAAAGGCUCUGUGUCUCAGCAGUUCAGCGAUGGGAAAGACCACCACGGGCCAGAUUGUCAACCUCCUCUCCAACGACGUCAACAAGUUCGAUGAAGUGACCAUCUUCCUGCACUACCUGUGGGUGGGACCCCUCCAGGCAGCAGCGGUGGUGGGGCUGCUGUGGGUGGAGAUCGGCCCGUCGUGCUUGGCGGGCAUGGUGGUGCUCAUGUUCCUGAUGCCCAUGCAGACCAUGUUUGGAAGGCUGUUUUCAAAGUUCAGGAGUAAGACAGCAGUCCUCACUGACAACAGAAUCCGCACAAUGAAUGAAGUGGUGUCUGGAAUUAGGAUCAUCAAGAUGUACGCCUGGGAAAAACCCUUUGCUGCUCUGGUGACUGAGGUCAGAAGGAAAGAGAUCUCCAAGAUCAUGAACAGCUCCUACCUACGGGGUCUCAACAUGGCCUCCUUCUUCUGCGCCAGCAAGAUCAUCGUCUUCAUCACUUUCACCCUCUACGUCCUUCUCGGAAACACAAUCUCAGCCAGCCGCGUGUUUGUGACUGUGUCGCUGUACGCUUCCGUGAGACUCACCGUCACCCUCUUCUUCCCCAACGCCAUCGAGAAGCUGUUCGAGAGCCGCGUCAGCAUCCGCAGGAUUCAGGAAUUCUUGUUGCUGGAUGAGAUUAAAAAAAACAGUGCCGCACUGCCACAGGAGGAGAAGAAAGAUUCCUCUGUGGAGAUGGAGAACCUGACCUGCUACUGGGAUAAGAAUCUGGAUUCCCCCUCUCUGCAGAACGUCUCGCUCACUGUGAACUCAAGUCAACUGCUGGCUGUUAUCGGACCAGUGGGAGCUGGGAAGUCAUCGCUGUUGAGCUCCAUCCUGGGAGAGCUGCCUACCGACAAGGGGUCGCUGAAGGUCAAAGGUCAGCUGACGUACGCCGCCCAGCAGCCGUGGGUGUUCCCCGGAACCAUUCGCAGCAACAUCCUGUUCGGCAAAGAGAUGAACCCCCAGAAGUACGAGAGAGUCAUCAGAGCGUGCGCUUUAAAGAGGGACCUGGAGCUGCUCCCGGACGGAGAUGUGACAGUAAUUGGGGACAGAGGAGCCACACUCAGCGGAGGACAGAAAGCUCGUGUCAAUCUGGCCAGGGCUGUGUAUCAGGAUGCAGACAUCUACCUCCUGGAUGAUCCUUUAAGUGCUGUGGAUGCUGAGGUUGGGAGACACCUGUUUGAACAGUGUAUCUGUGGCCUGCUGAAGAACAAGCCUCGUAUCCUGGUCACCCACCAGCUGCAGUAUCUGAAUGCUGCUGACCAGAUUGUUGUCCUCAAGGAGGGUCACAUGGUGGCAAAGGGGACGUACACAGAGCUGCAGCAGUCUGGAGUCGACUUCACCUCCUUGCUGAAAACGGAGGAGGAGGAGGAGCAGCCACCUCCAGAGGUUCACGCCCGUAGCCGAACUCUGUCCCAGAACUCUGUGCUCUCACAGGCCUCCUCUGUGCAGUCCAUCAAGGAUGGAGACCAGUUAGCGGUGGAGCACGUGCAGACUGUAGCAGAGGAGAGUCGAGGACAAGGAACCAUCGGCGUCGGUCUGUACGUCAAGUACCUGAGAGCCGGAGCCAACAUCCUGGUGCUGGUGUUAGUGAUACUCGCCAACAUUCUGGCUCAGGUGGCAUACAUCAUGCAGGACUGGUGGCUGGCUCACUGGGCUGACGAGCAAGAGAAACUCAGCGCCAACAGCACCAUCAUUGAAAGUGGACGUAACAACACCCAAGAGCUGAAUACAGACUUCUACCUGGGUGUUUAUGGAGGUUUGACUGCAGCCACAGUUAUUUUUGGCUUCUUCAGGAAUAUGCUGCUGUUCAACGUGCUGGUCAGAUGUGCACAGGUGCUGCACAACCGCAUGUUCAACUCAAUACUCCGCACACACGUGCGCUUCUUUGACGUCAACCCUAUUGGAAGAGUUUUAAACAGGUUUUCAAAGGACAUCGGCCUGCUGGACUCCAACAUGCCGUGGACCUUUGUGGACGUCAUUCAGUUAUUCCUGCAGAUUGUCGGCGUGGUCGCCGUGGCGGCCUCCGUGAUCCCAUGGAUCCUCAUCCCCGUGCUUCCCCUCCUCCUCUUCUUCCUCUACCUCCGUCGCUUCUUCCUUCGGACCUCCAGAGACAUCAAACGUCUCGAGUCCACCACUCGGAGUCCGGUCUUCUCCCACCUGUCUUCAUCUCUUCAGGGUCUGUGGACGAUCCGAGCCUUCGGAGCAGAGCGGCGGUUCCAGGAAGUCUUCGACGCCCAUCAGGACCUGCACUCAGGGGCCUGGUUCCUGUUCCUGACCACGUCCCGCUGGUUCGCCGUCCGCCUCGACGGCAUCUGCGCCAUCUUUGUUACCAUCACCACGUUUGGCUGCCUGCUGCUCAGAGACCAGAUGGAGGCUGGCUCUGUGGGAUUGGCUCUGACAUACUCUGUCACACUGAUGGGAAUGUUCCAGUGGGGCGUCAGGCAGAGCGCCGAGGUGGAGAACAUGAUGACUUCAGUGGAGCGAGUAGUGGAGUACACCGACCUGGAGAGCGAAGCACCCUGGCAAACUCAGAAGCGCCCCCCUCCUGACUGGCCCAGCAAAGGCCUGGUGACCUUUGACCAGGUCAGCUUUUCCUACAGCGACGACGGAACUAAGGUGCUGCAUAACCUGAAAGCCAUGUUCAGACCCAGAGAAAAGGUCGGUAUCGUGGGGAGGACGGGCGCGGGGAAGAGCUCCCUGGUGUCGGCUCUGUUCCGUCUGGCCGAGCCACGGGGAAAGAUCUACAUCGACGGCGUUCUCACCUCUGAGAUCGGCCUCCACGACCUGCGCCAGAAGAUGUCCAUCAUUCCUCAGGACCCGGUGCUGUUUACCGGCUCUAUGAGGAAGAACCUGGACCCUUUCAACCAACACACCGAUGAAGAAUUGUGGAAUGCUCUGCAGGAAGUGCAGCUGAAGUGCGUGGUGGAGGAGCUGCCCGGGAAGCUGGAGACAAUUCUGGCCGAGUCGGGCUCCAACUUCAGCGUGGGCCAGAGGCAGCUGGUGUGUCUGGCCAGGGCCGUCCUGAGGAAGAACCGUAUCCUCAUCAUCGACGAAGCCACGGCCAACGUGGACCCCAGAACAGAUGAGCUGAUCCAGAAAACCAUACGGGACAAGUUCAGAGAAUGCACCGUGCUGACAAUCGCUCAUCGACUCAACACCAUCAUAGACAGCGACCGCAUACUGGUUCUGGACGCGGGAAGAAUCCACGCCUACGACGAGCCGUACACCCUGCUGCAGGAUCCAGAUGGCAUCUUUUCUAAAAUGGUGCAGCAGACUGGCAAACAGGAGGCGGCAGCUUUACUAGAGGCAGCUAAACAGGCUUACGAGAGCAGAAGCCGCUCCGACAUGACGAACGGACACGCGGAAACCGCAGACGGAAACCUGGUCAUCUUCGAGACGGCUCUGUGAGCUCGGGAAGGCUCGGACCGACCGUUUCGCCAGAGGGCCGCAUCGAGUGCCUGAGGUGUGUGACGAAGCACAAAGGCCUACGAUAGAAAGCUCUAAUCCACUCCAGUCGAGGAGAUGAACUGCACUGGCUCCGGCCUCAUUUGCCCGAGCCACAUAGGUGCACAUUACGCUGCGAGAUUGGAAAUCACCGCUGUAAAAACUGUUGACAUAGAUACUAUAUUUAUUUUCUAUGCUUUGUAUUUAUCACAUGUUAAAAUGCUGCUCUGUACACCGAUGCCUUGAAAUUGUAAACGACCACAUAAACCUUAAAACGACAAGUGCCUUGUUUCAGAUUUGCAGCAGUUUGUACAUGUUUAAUUUAACAACGCGAUAACGUAUUUACACAUAUCUCUAUCCAAAGUUGCCUUUGUACACUAACGGACGGGAACAAUCCGACGCGUACGGAGGUUUCCCAUUGGAUUACCUUUACAUAACUCGACGAUAAAGAAAACAUAAACACAGCCCUUUGCCCCGAGCAGCCGGGGUUGUGCCAUUUUCUGGGUGAAUCCAUGUA